Messenger RNA from Mytilinidion resinicola, 2135 nucleotides. RefSeq lists its product as uncharacterized. The transcript has a single exon. Lineage: Eukaryota; Fungi; Ascomycota; Dothideomycetes; Mytilinidiales; Mytilinidiaceae. The record is from RefSeq and is a predicted model, not a curated record. The coding region runs from base 1 to 1992 and encodes 663 amino acids.
AUGUCGACCAGGACGUUUCUCAGUCCAACUGACCUCGAGGAACUAAAGCGUCAAGCUCAGGACAAGGCAUCGGAAGAAGAUAGUCCGCUUUCUGAGAAUACUACCUCCCCGAAGGAGAGGCCGUGGUACCGGCAGAUAAUCAAGAAAGACAAGGACACAAACUGGCAGAAAGAGUACAAGAAGCUAUUGACCGACGCAGAGCGGCUGAACGACCAUCUCGUAGAAAUGCAAAAAACGAUGAGAGAGAAAGCAGCAGCAUUGCACCGGGGAGGUCAAAGCGCAUUCAACGACGCGAUUCGCAACUUUGACAAACCAUUGGAUAUGGUGAGGGCUUUACUAAGGGAAUUUGAUGCUGCUCUGGAAGGCGGGUCAAAGUCGGAAAACAAUUAUCGGGUUGAACGUCGCAAAGUAUCGGAGAUGACCGAUCAGCUCGUCGCAAAGGACCGGGAGUGGGAAUAUAAAUGGCGAAUUCAUAUGACUGAGUUAGAAAGAAAACAGGUCAUGGACAGCCAGCAACAUGCCAUGCAAAGCCGAAAGAUUCAGGAACUGACGACCAAUCUCCAUAAUUGCAACCUACUCAAGGAGAAGACCGAGAACGAAAAAGCUGCUCUCCAGUCGCAGGUGAAUGGCCACAGCUCCGACAUCAAACAGCGUGAGAUGGCUCACCGCGAAAGACUGAGUAAAGCAGAGCAGGACCUCCGAGAGGAGAAAAUAACUCAUGCGAGCGAGAUAAAAGAGAUCGAGGAGGACAACGAGGACAAGCUGAAUAGGAAGCAAGAAGAACACGAAACCCAGCUCAGAGUCCUACGAAAAACGCUUUCGGACCAACAGAAGUCGCAGAAGUCUAGGAUCGAUAUUAUGAAGACGGAUUUCGACGAAGAAAUACAGCAGCUGAAACAGGGACAUGGUGAAGAGAUUGAUCAGCUGCGCCAAACUAUCUUAACAAUGGAUCAAGGCCACAAAGCUGAAUUAGAGGCAUGCGAGAAACGCCACAACCAAGAGCUGUUAAGGUUAAAGAGAGAGUUCAAACAGAUCCUGUCUCAGAAACAGGCAGCGCAGGUAGCCACAGAGAAGUCUCUACGAGAAGAAAUUGCUCAGUAUAGUGGAGCGCUACUAACUCGGGACAAGAACGACUUCAACAUGAUGGAUUCGGACGUCUUCGAGCCUUUGACGGAUAGCGACAUUGAGGCCAAAUUUGCGGAUCUCGUCCAAGAUGUUGACACCCUUUCAAGACUGAAUUGGAAGCCGGAACCGAAGGGUUGGACCAAUCAAGACCUUCGCAGCUUGGCAGAAAAUGAGAGAAUACUCAAGAAGCAGAUUCUGCAGGACAGUAUCUGGAGUGUACUUCACAAGUUUGUCUUUUGCAGCCCCUUCAGGGUUUUUGGGGACCAGGGCCAGUUGCUGGAGUCUCAGUGGAAUAAGGAAUGUGGAGCAGGUAUGUCCUUAGCCUUGGCCUUACUCACCAACUACUUUCAGGUGCUAAUGAUAGCAGACAAGCAGCUGGCCAACAGCCACUACGUUUGGCCGACACCUCAAAUGGAAACAGAGCGAUGGCGAUAUAUUACUAUUCGAGAGUGUAAAGCAGCUUUGAGGCAGAAACUGCCUUCGCAAUUUGACCCCCGGGCGAAACUCAAGAAAGAUUUUCAAGCAUCAAUCGAACGUCUGAGAAAAGAGAUUGUAUCGGCGCUUGAAGACCUGGUUGUGCUCGACAAGAGCAACCUUCAGAUUCUGGACAAGAUGGCAAUGAGGGCUGCGAAGACUUGGCUCGACUUUGAAUUGCAGCGGUGUAGAGUUAUGGUUCUAGUUCAGGGAUCAUAUUUGAGCGAUGUGGAAGCGAAGGUGCAAAAGACAAGAGAAGAUGGCCUGGCCCUAGUGAUGGUACCCAAGCUAAUGAGAUUCGGCAACUCAAAGGGUGAAGGUCUUGACACGGGGGAAACCAUUGCGGGCCGUGGGGGUGAAGUGGUCCGGAUAGGGCGAGAGAGGAAGAAAUGAAUUGGGAAUGAGGCCACGCGGCAUAUUUUCGGCACUGUGAAUAAGCAUGCUCCUAUAUAAUACGUGGAGUUCCUCUUUAUUACUCGGAGAAUGUCUCGUCUUAGAAGGUUAUCAUCAGAGUAGCUUCAAAUAUGAGAUCUCAC